AUGAUCCAUGACCUCCCCGACGGCGAGCAUGGAGACUCACAGGAUACUGCCUCAAUCCACCCGCCGCCUAGCUACCGAUCGUCCUUGCAUCUCUCAGUGCCACGCCCGCCAAUCUCCGGGUCCCGUCGCACUUCAAUCCAUCCCUUGCCCUCUCGUCCACCCGUCGAGCACGUCUACUCUCUCUAUGACUCGCGCAAUGCUCCUUGGGCAACACUCAAGCUCAUCUCAAACGUCGCAUCUCCUAGAUUUCUCCCUGCGUACUUUCAAGGCCAGACUUUGCAUGGCGCGCUUGAGCUCGAUCUACGCAAGCCGGAGUCUAUCCUAGGCAUCAGUAUAACAAUAUCUGGCACAAUCAUAGCUGCAAACGCGCCAGAGCCUCGUAUAUUCUGGGAGCUUUCUCGCGACCUAUGGAAUACUAGCAUGGGAGACCCGCGCACCUCGGCGCAGAGCACUGGCCAAGACUCCACCCCACAAGUGGCACUAAAGCAAUCAAAGGCAAAGGGCAAGUCCAGCUACAAGCUUGUCGGAAAGUACUCGUGGCCAUUUGCGAUCCCGUUACCCUCAGAGUGUACCGUCACCUGGGGCUCAAAGCUCCCUCCCGUCACUCUGCCCCUCCCGCCCUCUUUCUCGGAAAAAGGAGCAUCUCAGUUCAUCAACUACGAGAUCAUUGUGCGUAUCCGUCGUGGUCCUCUUCGGAUAGAUAGCAAACUGGGCACACAGCUCGGAUUUGCACCCCGCACCCGCGCUCCGGCGCCUUCAUUGCUGCGGCAGUUGGCAUACCAGGAAAACAGGCCUCUUGUAGGUCCAGAGGGUGAUCCACACGGCUGGACAGUUCUUCCGCCCAUUCUUGUUCGUGGAAAAAUAUUUGGCGCGCGCUUCGUCGAAGCGGUUUGCACUUUCGCUUUAGCCCUUCCUCUAUCUUAUUCCCGCGGCCAGCCCGUGCCCUUGAUGCUUACAGUGAGCUGCAAUGAUAGCCAGGCACUCGAUCUAGUUUUUACCCCGCAGAAUACGUCUGUACAUUUAAUCCGGGAGGUAUGUUAUGACAAUGGUAAUCCAGAUUCCCGCAAGGUAUUGGACCACGAUUGGGGGAACGGGUUGGAGAGCUCACCGGCAGAUAGGUCGUUGGGCUUUGUCGCAUCAUCAGCAAGUAAUCUCGGAUUCACUCCAAGAGCAUUUCUACCACGUGCUGCUGCUCAGCAGGCCUCCUCUUCGUCUUCCGCUUCUGCCACCAGUACUAUCGCCUCGCUGGCAAGAUCCCAGUCUAUGUACAGCCAGCCAUCCGCGUCCGCUUCAACUCCGGCUUCCAAUACGUUUCCCCAGAUGGCUUCCUCCCAUUCCCCUCCUUCUUCAUCGGGCUCCGCGUUAUCUGCCUUUUCGUUCAAGACGUCAAAGGCUGAGAAGAAAGCGAAAUCAAAGUCCCCUAAAUUGGGAUCUAAACUUGCGCUGCAUGGAGCGCGUACGCAUAUAACGAGUGCGGUUUGGUGGCCGAGGUCGGGGAUGAAGUCCGAGUCGGGAUCAUCUACAGCAACGACGCGGAGCCGACGAAUGGAAGGCGAGAUCUUGCUUCCGAAAGAUUUGGUACCGAGCUUUGAGUUUGGUGGGUUUAGUGUCAAGGUUUGUUCGACCAUUUGUUUGUUUGUUCAUUCGUUACUUCCCGCCACAUUUCUACGCGGAUACCGUUUUCUGAUUUUUAUCUGUGCUGUUUAUUGACUAACGUGACUUCUGUUUAUAUUAAACAAUAGUAUGCGCUCGCCCUCCUUCCCUUCCAAGCACCCGGGUUCGAGCUGAUGCCCACCUCUCCCUCCUCUCCCUUCCCUUCGCACUCACCUGUCGAGUCGUCACCCUACUCGUUCCCCUCACUAACUCUGACCUCGGAACCGCUACUUCUCUCUUCGAAUGUGGAGAUUGCAACGCUACCCGCAGCGCACAGCGUAGCUGCACAUGCCAUACCUAGUUCACGCGCCCCGCCAGGACUUGAUGUACAGGGUCAGCGCGCGGCACAUGCGGAGAGGGUGAGGAGACCUGUUGUGUGGGGUCUGUUUGAUACGUUUUCGAAUGGUGCUUCGAGUGCUAGGGAUUGAGGGCUCGAAAAGGAGAAUUUGUUGACUCGACUCAGCCUCUCCUGUUUUUCCCCUCUUUCUCUUUUCGCUUUCUCUGGAUGGAGAGAAAUGCUUAAAGUUGGUUUUCUUUUUUCCACCUUUCCCCUUCUAAUUGCGUGGUUUCACGACACUCCACAUGGAUUGUAUAUAUGCGUUGUUGGACCUUGGUGCACAUACACAGACGCAGACACAAGGCACAGAUUCACAUGUAUCAUUUUACAUUUUCCUACCAUCUGGACAUGUAACUCGUAUUACAUGUAUGUAUUGUUAGAGUAGAAAUCGUAGGUAAUAUUCCGUUAUGUGCAUCUGUAACAACAGCACAAUACAUAUU
Fomitiporia mediterranea MF3/22 is the source of this 2430-nucleotide messenger RNA. RefSeq lists its product as uncharacterized. The record is from RefSeq and is a predicted model, not a curated record. Bases 1 to 1710 code for a protein of 569 amino acids. NCBI's taxonomy places the organism in Eukaryota, Fungi, Basidiomycota, Agaricomycetes, Hymenochaetales, Hymenochaetaceae. The transcript is spliced from 4 exons.